CUAAGCCGUGUACAUUGUCAGAAUAUUUUGUAAGUUCUUUAAGCAAAAGAGAAAUCAUACUAGAACGACAGUCAUGGCAGUAGUAGUAUCUAAUGUCCAUGUCUCAUAUUGUUAUAUCGGAUUUACAUUACUCAUACAUUUGAUAGGAAUAUUUUGUCAGGAAUGUCGUCUUAAAAGCAUGAGAGUAGACCCUGAUCAUAUCAAUGCUCGUUUGCACGGUUAUACAUUUAUAACGUUUGAAAACAUUGGCGCAAAUGCAUGUUUUGAUAAAUGUAUUCGUCGGAGGAGAUGUCUAUCAUUCAAUUACAAAGAAGAACAACGCCACUGUGAAAUAAACGAGAAAAACGGCGAAACCGACUUAGUUGAAGGAAUUGGUUAUGUGCAUGUAAAUAUACAACAGUACAGAAAUUUUUCCAGACAUGACCCUUGCUCAAACAUAGAAAUUUGUCAAGUCGGUGAAAUCUGCCAAACCACGAGGGUCGGCGAAUUAGUAUGUGUUAAAGACAUCAAUCAAAUACAGCCAGUUACUGACUGCAGUGGAUUACACCCAGAUCUUCCAAGUGGUACCUAUGAAAUACGACCGAACCAUUUUCAUGUCAUUAAAGUUUAUUGUGAUCAAAGCACUUCCGGUGGUGGUUGGACGGUGUUUCAAAGAAGAAAAGAUGGAUCUACUGAUUUUUAUCGUGGCUGGAAUGAUUACGAAAAUGGUUUUGGUGAUCUUGAGAAUGAAUUCUGGUUAGGAAACAAGAAUAUUCAUGCUAUAACUUCACAAAGAAAGUAUCAGUUACGAUUUGACCUUGAAGACUUCGAAGAAGAAACCAGAUACGCUGUUUACAGUACAUUCAACAUUGGGAACGCCUCUUCCGAAUAUCAACUGACAAUUCAGGGUUACACAGGAGAUGCUGGCGAUGCCAUGAGAGAUUGGAAAAGGAGCUUGAACGGAAGAAAGUUUUCAACGAAAGACAGGAACAGCGAUUCUAAUUACGAUAACUGUGCAGUAACACGCUAUGGUGCUUGGUGGUUUAGAGAUUGUACCCGUUCUCAUAUGAAUGGUCUGUAUACAACGGACAGAACAGAAAAUGAAACUACAAUUCACUGGUAUACUUGGCAUAAUCGCACACCAUUAAAAGGAACAGAGAUGAAAGUGAAGCCCGUCUUGUAAAAUAACGUUAUAACUUAUUUUCAAUAACAUUUUUUUCGUAGAUUAAAAAUUAAGUUUUCGGUAUCGAACGGACGGAACAGAAAUGGUAACUAAAGAAUACAUUCACUGGAAUACGUGGCAUAAAAAAAAGAGCAAAUAAAAAACAGAGAUGAAAGCCUGUCUUGUAAAGCUAACUUUAUAACUAAUUUUUCAAUAUAAUUUUUCUCGAGGAACAUAUUUAUUCAGUAAAGAAUAGGUGAAUUUAAAGGACGAAUAAUGUAUUUCAAACUCAGUUUUAGCAGGCACUUCGGUAUUUAACAGCGUGACAUAAAACUGCUUCUUUAAAUACAAUUUGUGAACGUAAAAAAUAAAUAGAACCGAACAUGAUCAUUGUGCUUGGUAGCUUUGUGUAGUGUUAAAGAUAAUUUUAUGAAAUUUUCACCAAAUGAUCAAUUUCGAUAAAUACUGUUAUGAUUCUAUACGAUAUCAAACGUUGACCAUAACUCACUUUAACUUUUAUUAUUUUAUCAGUCCAAUUCAUAACAAGUUCUUCGAAACAAAGUAUCUUCCUGUUACUCAUUGAUUAGUACAUUUUGUAGUAUUGUAGCAAAAUGAACAAUAAUAAAAUAGUAAAAGAGAGUCUUAAAAUACCAAAGGGACAUUCAAGAUCAUAAGUCGAAAAUAAACUUGACAAUGCCAUGGCUAACAAAGAAAAAAAUAGCAUACAAACAGUUGUACACAGUUCACAGCAUAGAAAACGAAAAACUGAGCUACACUAACCCCACAAAAAACUAGGAGUGUUCUCAUAUGCCUCGGAAGGAUAGGCAGAUAUAGCUGCACAUGUGGCACAUGUUGUGUUACUUGCGUUAGUAUAAACCCCGUAAAAGGUCAAACUUGCAUUGGUGCGUCACAGACGGGGAAUAGUGAAUUGGAAUGUAAUUAGGACAUUUUGGACAUAUUUGCUUUACUGAAAAUUCGGAAAUUAGUGCGUGCAUUUAUAAUUGCGAUUUUGUCAUUUUAGUCUUUAAUGCAAUUGUCAAAGCGUCAAUAGACUUCUGAUGCUUUAAUAAAUGUAUACAACUGUAGAGAACAAACUUGAAGAUUGCAGGAUUUAGAAAUGUGUUCUUAUUUGGCAUAUAUGUUUUGACUUUUUUUAUAUUUACAUAUUGUUUAUUUACGUUGAAUAAUAUCUGUGAAAUAUUUUUACAUUUCAAAGGUCAAACUUGAAAAUUGCUGGCGUUAGAAAAAUAAGACAAUUUCAUAUUUUUUGUUUGGUGUUCGCCUUUGGCUUUUAUGUGUUGACUUUUUAUGUAUUUUCAUAUUGCAUGUGUGCGUUAUAUACUAUUUUAUGUCUGUGGAACAUUUAUUCAUUCAAAAGUAUAAAACUUUAAAAUUUCUGGCGUUAGAAAUCGGGACAAUUCCAUUCUUUAAAUUUUUUGUAUGUUUCUAUGUUCUAUUUGGCAUACAUGUGUUAACAUUUUGUAUAUUAACAUUUUGAAUAAUUUCGUUAAAUAUUUUAUGUCUGGAGCAUUUUCACAUUUAAAAGUAUAAACUUGAAGAUUGCAGGACUUAGAUAUGGGGAAAAUUAUUCUCGGAGUUCAGUAUUUUAUUUUUUACGGAUUUUGAUCCCGGGUUAAGCGAGAGAUUUGAUGCGUGGAAUGUCAUAGCGCACAUAGUAUCAGUAUGCGAUUUGUAUUAACUUGUCUCUCUCUUGUACACAGAGAUUAUACUUUACCAAAACAACUUCAACUGAAAAUCAAAGCAAUUCUUAGCUUAUUGAACAUUCCGGGAUCAAAAUCUGUAAAAAUUAAAAAACAAAAAUACUGAACUUCGAGGAAAAUUCAAUUGGAAAAUCCCUAAUCUAAUUUAAAUGACAGACGCCUAUGUAAAUGAAUAUAGUAGCUUUACAGAUUUUAUCAUAUAAGUAGUGUUGUACAUCAUAUAAGUAUACUUGCACACCAUAUAAGUAUGUUUGCACAUCAUAUAAGGAUAUUUGCAUUGCAUAAAAAGGUGUUUGCACAUCCCAUAAUGACAAGUGCAGAUUAAAGGAAGGUGAUUGCACAUCAUAUAAUGACAAGUGCACAUCAUAGCAAGGUCAGUACACAUCAAAUUAUAAAAAUAGGCAUAACAAGACAGUAUUUGGCGUUCCAUAGUUAACAGCUUUACAUCUGUGGAUGAAGAUUUUUAACAAAGUGCAAAUUUUACAUAUUUGUUGAAUGUUGAUAUAUAGGAAACAAAUUAUAAAAGAUGGCAAUUUAUCUGGGAGGAUCGUGUAAAAGAUAAAGUUUAAGCAUUGAUGUGUAAUGUUUACACAAUUAUUUUUUCAAUAAAUACACAUAGUCUGUCACAUUUUUUGCAGAACUGACUUGCAUAUAUACUGUAUAUAUUUUCAUUUGAUUAAAUGUCAAGACAUUCAAAUAGGGCGGAAGAUAUCAGAGAGACAUUUAAACUUCAAGAUAAAAAACAAACUGACAUUACCAUGACUAUAAAGAAAAAGACAAACAGAUAAAUAAUAGUACACAAGACUUUACAUAGAAACCUAAGACUAAGCAUUACGAACCCCACCAAAAACUGGAAGUGAUCUCAGAUACUUCGGAAGGGUAGGCAGAUCCUGCUCUAGAUGUGGCACAUCUUGUGUUGCUUAUGUUGUUACUAGUGUUGUCAAAUCGUACAAUUUUGACUAACUGAUUACUCGGAUAAUCGUUCGGCCGAGUAACCGGUUAGCCGUAUCUUUGAAUUUUUUAAUACGACGAAUUGAAGUUUGUCCUUUGACAUUAUUAGGCUUACAUGUGAGGAUUUUGGCGAAGUUUGACUUUUAAUAAUCCAAUCUUCUAUAGCACUGGUAAUAACUCCAGAUUAAAAAAAAUCUUUUUGAUCUUGUCGAAUUAAAAAUGCAUGAAACCGAUGAUACUUUCGUUUUUUCCUGAUGUCUCAGAAAAUAAUGUGGAGUGUUUCUAUUUAAAAUAAUUAAGCCUGUUACUCUUACUAUCCAGUAUUAUACAUUAUUUCAUUUAUGUUGAUUUUACAUCUUUUGAGUCGGCACUUCGUUUAAAGUAAAGUCUUGCACGAUUGAGGUUGUACGUUCAGAUGUAGGUCUACGCAAUAUUGGAUCAAAUUAAAAUAAGGAAGUUAAUUGUAAAAUAUAAUCUAGUUUACUGAUUUAAAGUUGCUGCUGAAAAUAACAAAUAUACUAAUUAUGCUUACUUAAGGUCUUGCUCCGAGCUGAUAGACAAGUGGUCUAAGUUCUAAUUAAUAUUAUGGUUUUUUUUCAAGAUAACAAUAGCAAUCAAUUUACUGAACAAUCAAGCUGUGAAAUUAAUAACCGACGAAAAUUUUAAAACAGAACAAAAUUGACUUCAAUACACUUUUACAUCAAAUUUAUUAAGAUUGAAAAAAGUCCGUUUAACCGGUUAGUGUUUUUGGUAUUCGAUAUUCGGACCUUCCGACGGUAAACCGAUUAACAAUACUAGUUGUUACCAAUCAAAUUAUGUUGUCUUACAUCGAGGCUUAGUUUUGCUGAUCUAUCGUGUACUGACAACAUGCUCUAUUGUAUUCGCUUUAAUUGUGCACAUUCUUACAUAAAUGUAUCUACAUUUUCAAUAAAACAUCUCUCUAUACAAAACGUUUUAUUAUACCACAGAAUAAUCGAAAAUGUUUUUCUUUCAUUUAGAAUUUUUAAGAUUUGGUACCAAUAUUGCUGGAUUAGAGGCAAUAUAGUAUGUUUUCAAUGUCCUUCUCUCAGAAAUACAUAAAACACUCAGAACAUUAAAGUAAAAAUAAAGAGUACCUGAGAGAAUAUCAUGAACUCCUUGAGGCUUGAAACAGGGUGCGUUGAUAGAUAAAAAAAGUAUAAUCGUGUUUAGGACUAAUAAAAUAUUCUCCUAUUCAAAGAUCUGACACCUGAAAAAAAUGUGUUUUGAGACACAAACACAUCGUAUCAGUAUCCAUUGUAUCAGUAUGGUAACUUUCAAAUCAUGUACACAGCUACUUUUGUAUAGGUACUUGUUUUUUCAUAGAACUUUAUUUGUACUUGAAAUUUAGGUACUUCAGAUUUUUCGUGACAACCGUUAUAUUUUCAGCAUUUUGAAAGUUUUUCUAUUUCAAAUCUCUUAAAGAUAUGAUUUUCAAACAUGGAAUAUUGUGAUCACUGUUGGUAUUAUUUCUGUCCAAAAAUAUUUAGAACAAAUCAAGUACUGUAAAAUAAAAGUACCUAAAUAUUACAAUAAUUUUAAAGUAAAGAAAUCGUACUAAAUAUUAAAAGUAAAUUUCAAGUGGUACAUAUUUUUAGUACAGAAAUAGUACCUAUGGAAAAGUAGCCGUGUAUAGAGUCGAAUAAAGUCAUUAUUCCUCAUAUCUUUUUAUAUUAAUAUAUAAAAACAAUAAUUGCCAAUGCAAUGAUAUAACUCUAUGAUUUAUAAUUUCAAAACUAAAAUCGUCUCGUUUGUUAUAUAUUUUGCUUCUGAGAUGACCGAUAGUAAAGCUAUAAGUCUAAAUUUGAUGC
Mytilus trossulus (common blue mussel) is the source of this 5642-nucleotide messenger RNA. RefSeq names its product fibrinogen-like protein 1. The transcript has 6 exons. The record is from RefSeq and is a predicted model, not a curated record. Bases 74 to 1162 code for a protein of 362 amino acids. Lineage: Eukaryota; Metazoa; Mollusca; Bivalvia; Mytilida; Mytilidae.